CGGAAGCUCCGCCCAGGUGCUGUCGCUACAAAGUAAACGCCCUAUCCCGCUACAGUUACCAGAAACUGGUCUUCAUACGACGACAGUUUACAGUCUGCUAGUUCAGGAUUAAGAUACUUGUUUGGAAGUACAAUGCCGUUACGUGUUGUUUUAGAAGGUCCUGGGCCGUGGGGAUUCCGUCUGGUAGGAGGAAAAGAUUUCGAGCAACCUUUGACCAUCUCGAGGGUGACCCCUGGAAGUAAAGCAGCGCAGGCCAAUCUUUGCAUUGGGGACAUGAUUCUGUCUAUAGAUGGAGAGUCCACAGAUGGUAUGACACACCUGGAAGCCCAAAAUAAAAUCAAGGGCUGCACGGAUGAAAUGGUGCUUUCCGUUGACAGAUCAGAGUCAAAAAUGUGGUCACCACUGGUCACUGAAGAAGGAAAGACUAAUCCGUACAAGAUGAAUCUGGCAAAUACAGACCCACAGGAUGUGAAACAUAUAGGCUCUGCUCAUAACAGGAGUGCCAUGCCAUUCAGUUCGGGUGGUCCGAGAGUGGUCACCAACCUGUACAACAAUCCUGCUGGCCUGUACUCCAAUGAAAACAUUAAGAGCUUUAACAGUGCAGUGGGUGAUGUUAAGAACUCUGCCACCUCUAGUGAAUCCAGUAAAAACUUAGAUGCUUCUAGACCGGGUCAGGCAAGGCCUCCAUUAGCUGCAGAAUCUGAGGUGUACAAAAUGCUCCAGGAAAAUCAAGAGGCCCAAGAGCCUCCUCGCCAGUCUGCUUCUUUUAAAGUUCUGCAAGAGAUCCUGGACACUGGUGAUUCAGAAAAACCCUCUGGCUUCAGGAGUGUGAAAGCCCCCUCCCCAAGAAUUGGAGCCUCAGUAGGGAAUACUGAAAAGCUCAGUGUGUGUGACAAAUGCGGAUCAGGGAUUGUGGGAAUGAUGGUCAAAGUUCGAGACCGGUUUCGCCACCCAGAAUGCUACGUCUGCACAGACUGCGGGAUCAACCUUAAGCAGAAAGGACACUUUUUUGUUGAGGACAAGAUUUACUGCGAGAAACACGCACGUGAACGUGUCACUCCUCCAGAGGGCUAUGAUGUCGUCACGGUUUUUCCAAAGUAGAGCUUUCUUCCAGCGAUGCUUCAGAACUGCACAUUCCCUCGUGUGGGGAAACUCAAUAGGAAAUCUGUAACACUUUAUAUGGAUAGUCUUUGACUGAGGCUGCUUUUUGCCAAAAAAUGUAUAACUCUUACAUGCACAGGUAGUGCAUGGAUUUCAGACAGUGGACGUCUGCAACAGUUAUCAGGAAAUGCACCACCUGAAUACAGUAGACUAUGUGAAUGUAGUGAGUCUAUCCAGAUGAGGUGUAAUCGUUUAUACAUUCCAAUUUCUUAGUCAUUCCGUAAUAUAAAGGGGUAAUAUUAUUGGUGCUAAGACCACUUUUUACAUUUUCAUCUUUAAGUUUCUUUGAAAUUGAUAGUUGAAUGUAUGUUUGGGCAUGGUCAUAUUCCUCAUUUUCAAGUAUGUAUGCUAUUUUUUUGGAUCCCCUAUAUUUUUUAUGAAAAUAACUCUUUCAUCUUGGCUUGAGAAAUAAAAAUUUUGCAUAUC
This is a messenger RNA of Misgurnus anguillicaudatus (oriental weatherfish), 1587 nucleotides long. Lineage: Eukaryota; Metazoa; Chordata; Actinopteri; Cypriniformes; Cobitidae. The record is from RefSeq and is a predicted model, not a curated record.